Messenger RNA from Xiphias gladius (swordfish), 2259 nucleotides. It is a transcript of the gene plgrkt, whose product is annotated as plasminogen receptor, C-terminal lysine transmembrane protein. Gene Ontology annotation, biological process: positive regulation of plasminogen activation. The transcript is spliced from 5 exons. NCBI's taxonomy places the organism in Eukaryota, Metazoa, Chordata, Actinopteri, Istiophoriformes, Xiphiidae. Bases 520 to 969 code for a protein of 149 amino acids. The record is from RefSeq and is a predicted model, not a curated record. Gene Ontology annotation, cellular component: plasma membrane.
UCAAAACUGACAACGGUUAGAAAGGAAGUUAGCUGUUUGUGUGGCGGUUGCGAGUAGUUUGUUUUGACAGAGACAUGCCCUUGAGUCCUCGUUACUCCUGCUUUUGUGACCAGUACCAUUACAUUAUUUAGCUUUGCAACUUCAAAGUAUAUUAGGUAUGUAAAAGCUUUCAUUUUUAGUCAGCCGAGCUACCAGUCAAGGCUAAAGCCGAAGCUUCAUAUCAGGUGGCGCAUGAGAAGUUAUUUUAUUUAGAAAUAUUAGCACGUAUUGUUAGCCAAAAGCACAGAACCAUGUGUGAAUACGUGUGCUACGUAUUGCUAGUGCCUAGUAAUACUGUCUAACUUGCCCAUGUACUAGCAAUACGUAGCAAACUGUGCAUGUUAGACAGUAUUUGCAUGUAGUUAUUAGACUAUCAGAAGCAUUGAAAUGGGGCACAGAUACAGACUGACUAGAUACACUGGCAUUGCCAUUACAUCCUGAACCAAAGGAAAUGUUAAGGUCAGCAGUAACAACGCCACCAUGGGGUUUCUACUGUCUAAAUCUAUGGAUGCAAACUUAAAAAAACAGCAAGAAUUCAUGCUCCACAAUUCACGGCUGCAGAUGGAGCGUCAGAUCCUGAUGCAGAACCAGAUGAGGGAGAGACAGAUGGCUAUGCAGAUUGCCUGGUCCAGAGAGUUUCUCAACUACUUUGGCACUUUCUUUGCAGUGGCCACAGUGGGACUUACUGUAGGCGCUGUUAAAAGAAAGAAACCGGUCCUGUUGGCUCCCAUCGUUCCUCUUGGCUUCAUAUUUGCCUACCAGAUGGACAGUGCCUAUGGGACACUUAUUUAUCGUAUGAGAGGGGAGGCUGAGAGUAUCAUGGCAUCUGAACACGACCGUCUGGACUUGCCUCUUGGGACUCCAACCUUCGAUAGCAUAGAGAAAGCCCGCCGCGCUAAAAGCAACCUCGCCUACUUCUUGGAGAAGUGAUGUGUUGGUUGUUUAAGACAAAACCGGAAUCGUCCAGUCGAUGCAUUCACCCGUGUUGCUUUUGUGUAAUUAUGAAAAAAACUGUACAAUACAAAUGGCCUUUUUAGAGGUUAUUGAGUCCAUUAUUUGCACCAAUUCUCUAUCGUGGAACUCACGUCAGAUUAGUCUCAACAUAAAUAAAUAUAAAAAUAAUGACGUUGCUGUUUUUGUGGUUAUCGAUUUUAGAGGUUCAUCAGACAAACUAUGAAUUAGAUACUUAAUAAAGCAGAUUAGCUGAUGCAGGAUACCGGUCCAAAUCUUAAAUCAUUUAGUAAGACAGCAAUAUAGUAUAUCAUGAAGUACGUUACCGCAUCAGUUACUGUAUGUUCAGACAUUUUAAUAGGAUUCAAUCAAAUACCGUGGUACAUUGAGACUAUGUCUCAACAAGUUGUGUUAUACUUUAUCAUAUUCUUUCUUCAAAAGCUGCAUUAAGUAACUUUUGACCACUAGAGGGCAGAACGACACUAAAGCACAGUAACACAACCCUCACAAAGUCUGAUGAUCAGAAGGUUAAUGUUGCAGGGCCAGUAACUGGUACACUCGCUUAUCACAGCUGUUUUGCUCUGAGUGAUCAAGAUGAUAAUAUAAAAAAUGUUACUUAAUGAAUCUUUAAUUGUAAAGAUUGUCAACAUAGCAGACAUUUGUCCUGAGAGCAGGACAAAUUCUUAUUACUCCAUAUCUCUAUAUCACUAAACUUUUGGUCAUAAUAACUAAAAGAGAUGAGUUAAAUUGCCAAGGUUGAAUUUGAGGGCUAAGGAGCUUUAUACCAAAGCUGCAGUUAGCAUUGGUGCACGUGUAGCUUUUAUUUUUAUCAUCAUGGUAGUAUUAAAUGAAUGUUAAAUACUACAAGGUGCUGAUACUUAUGCAUUAUGUAUUUACAAUAAUAAUAACUCAUGUUUGACAUCAUUGUGAAUUCAAUAAAAAAUAUUGCAAAGAAAAACAACUUUUGUGACAAGGUAUUACUUUUAAUGCAAAAUGCAGAAGCCAAUAGCUUAUAUAGACACCAACCACCACUUUUUUUUUUUUCUUUACAGAGAUGGACACAAUGUUAAUAGAAGCCUAAACCACUUACAAUGUUAAUUUCUUCCCAGUGAAUUGUACAACACGCCAUAUGUGCCUUCAUUUCAAUUGUCUCUGAAUCCUCAUUGCAACUAGUUGUUGGUCACUGAGCUGAGAUGGUGUGUGAGUAUCUUCAAAUAAAUAUAUUCCCAUAAUAUUACUACAACAAAGGAAUAACUCCAAGUACGUCAU